AUGGCCACAACUACAAAGGGUGGCAUUCCGCCAGGAUCCAUCCGGCACGGAAGAACAGAUGAUCCCAGUGCUUCUCACCUUGUCACUGGGAAAUUCCGCCUGUCCCCUUUUACCGCCGCGACUGACUUGCUUCUCCUGUCUCUGCUGCUAAGAUUAUUACUGCUCAGAUCUGGAUUCUGGCCAAGGGUCUACCGUACUACAGUGUAUGGUGCGCUUUAUCUAGACCCGGUCCCGUGA
Aspergillus calidoustus is the source of this 237-nucleotide messenger RNA. The record is from the annotation of a GenBank genome assembly. NCBI's taxonomy places the organism in Eukaryota, Fungi, Ascomycota, Eurotiomycetes, Eurotiales, Aspergillaceae.